This is a messenger RNA of Microdochium trichocladiopsis, 7464 nucleotides long. RefSeq names its product putative alpha-1,3-glucan synthase. Gene Ontology annotation, biological process: fungal-type cell wall (1->3)-alpha-glucan biosynthetic process. Lineage: Eukaryota; Fungi; Ascomycota; Sordariomycetes; Xylariales; Microdochiaceae. Bases 1 to 7320 code for a protein of 2439 amino acids. Gene Ontology annotation, cellular component: fungal-type cell wall. The record is from RefSeq and is a predicted model, not a curated record. Gene Ontology annotation, molecular function: alpha-1,3-glucan synthase activity. The transcript is spliced from 7 exons.
AUGCCGGUAUCUCCCUCUUCAUCGCCGGCGGCACCAUGGAAGUCAUGGCUGCUCUUGUCGGCGGCGACGCUGACAAGCAGCUACGUGUUCGACAUGCGGUAUCUGGACCACAAUUUGAACCAGAAUCCUUGGGCACGAGGUCCAAUGGAAUACUCGGGCAAAUGGGAGAACCAUGACUUCCAUCCAUCCCCACAGAGCUGGCGGUUCCCCUUCUACACGCUGUUUCUAGACCGUUUUGCCAAUGGCGAUCCCACGAACGACAAUGCCAACGGCACGCUGUUCGAGCAGGAUGUCAUGAGCACGCAGCUUCGCUUUGGUGGUGACGUCCAGGGUCUCAUGGACAGUCUCGACUAUAUCCAGGGCAUGGGCGUCAAGGGGUUGUACAUCGCUGGAUCGCCGUUCAUGAACCAGCCCUGGGUGGCUGAUUCAUAUUCUCCCCUGGACCACACAAUCCUGGACUCGCAUUUUGGCAACAUCAGCGCGUGGCGAAGUGCGAUUGACGAGAUCCACCGCCGUGGCAUGUACAUCCUUCUGGACAACACGCUGGCCACGAUGGGCGACCUGCUGGGGUUCGAGGGCUACCUGAACGAGAGCACGCCGUUCGACACGCACGAGUAUCCGCUCAUGUGGAAGAGCAGCUGGCGGUAUGCCGACUUUGACGUGGGCACCGCCUACAACGAGACGUGCCACUUCCCGCGCAUGUGGAAUGAGACGGGCUUCCCUGUGGACCAGUGGGUGCUCGACUCGUUCGACGGGUGCUACGACGGCGACUUUGACCAGUUUGGCGACACGGAGGCGUUUGGCGUGUACCCAGACUACCGCCGCCAGCUGACCAAGUUCGCGUCGGUGCAGGACCGGCUGCGCGAGUGGGUGCCGUCGGUGCGGGAGCGGCUCGGCCACUUUACGUGCAUCACGAUCGCCAUGCUCGACGUCGACGGCUUCCGGUACGACAAGGCCACCCAGGCGACCUUGGACGCCUCGGGCAACUUCUCUGCGCAGGUCCGCGAGUGCGCGCGGGCGCUGGGCAAGGACAACUUCUUCCUGCCGGGCGAGAUCACGGGCGGCAACACGUUUGGGGCGCUGUACCUGGGCCGCGGCCGGCAACCCGACCAGUACCUGUCGAACCUGACGCAGGCGGCGGCGCUCAACAACUACACGGCGGCCCAGCAGCACGUCCCGUUCCUGCGGGAGGAGGGCCAGAACGCGUUGGACGCAGCGGCGUUCCACUACUCCAUCUACCGCUUCCUGACGCGGUUCCUGGGCAUGGACGGCAACCUGGCAGCGGGCUUCGACCUGCCGCCCAACUGGGUCGACUCGUGGAACCAGAUGCUGCUGACCAACGACUUUGUCAACCCGGACACGCACCAGCUGGACCCGCGGCACAUGUACGGCGCCACGAACCAGGACGUGUUCCGGUGGCCGGCCAUCACGCAGGGCACGGAGCGGAUGCUGCUGGGCAUGUUCAUCACGACGCUGCACAUGCCGGGCAUCCCGCUGCUGCUCUGGGGCGAGGAGCAGGCGUUCACGAUCCUCGACAGCACCGCCGACAACUACAUCUACGGCAGGCAGUCGAUGACGGCGUCGCCGGCGUGGCAGGCCCACGGCUGCUACGCCCUCGGCAGCGCCCAGUACUACCGCAUGCCCCUCGAGGCCGCCCGGACGGCGUGCCACAACGAGCAGGAGUCGUGGGACCACCGCGACCCCAGCCAUCCCAUCCGCAACAUUGUCAAGGCCAUGCACCACCUCCGCACCGUCUUCCCCGUGCUCAACGACGGCUUCUUCCUCCAGCAGCUGUCCAACAUGACCAAGAUUGUCCAGUACCCGGGCUCCAGCGGCGUCGGCACCGAGACAGGCCUCUUCAGCGUCCUGCGGUCGGCGUACCCAGGCGUGCAGGACCUCGGCGAGACGAGCCCCGUCUGGUUCGUGUACCACAACGACAACGGGACCGCGACCGAAUACACGUUUGACUGCUCGUCGAUGGCCGGUCACGCCAUCGUGGCGCCCUUUGACUCGGGCACGACGGUCAAGAACCUCUUCUUCCCGCACGACGAGAUUGUGCUCAAGGACUCGACCACCAAGCUGGGCAUCAACGGCUCGACAAAGUACAACGGCUGCACCGACUCGAUCACGCUCAGGCCCUACGAGUUCCGCGCCUACGUGCCCAUCGCCUCCUUUGUGCCGCCGCCGGCCAUGAUCACAAAGUUCCUGCCCGGCCACGACGCCCACAUCGACUCGGCCACGCUCGAGCACCCGGGCCAGAUCCAGAUCGAGCUGCACACCUCGGCAGCCAUGGACUGCGACAGCUUUACCGACUCGAUCGAGAUCUACAGCAUCAACGCCGGCCGGUUCUCCCCGACCAGCCCGCUCCCCAUCGUCAAUGCCUCGAGCGUCGUGUGUGCCAACAUGACGGACCCGGAGACGCCCCCCUAUGUCGGCGCCCUAGGAUCGGCCUGGAGCUGGUCCGCAACGCUGCUCUUCAUCGAGGACGGGAUCCACGAGAUUGUCGUGCGCAACGCCACGACGGCCGACCUGGGCAGCUACACGAACAGCGUGGACCGGUUCCUGAUCCGCCUCGGCGACGCCAGCAACCCGGUCGUCUUCCCGCGGACGGGCAACUACUCGAACGCGCUGCUCAACUACGCCACCGACGGCUCCGGCAGGCUCACCCUCACCCACAACGCCCCCGGGGCGUCCAAGUGGCGGUACACGCUCAACUGGGGGUCCUCGUGGAGCGACUGGCGCGAGUACGUCCAGGGCCACCCGGUGCCCAUCGAGAGCCAGCCGUGGUCCGGAACGACGGCGCAGGAGUGGGAGGGCGAGCACGUCAUUGUGCAGUACUGGUCCCAGCUCCUGGGCAGCAGCAGCUUCGUGCAGCACGGCGACCUAGACUCGUCGUCCCAGACACAACGCCGGUUCCCUCACCUGUUUGCCAACGGCAAGUACAACAUGUGGGGGUUCGACGCGGGCAUCGACAACACGGUCGAUCUCGUGGGCGACGGCAUGUGGGAGUUCCACUUCGCUGCCGAGUGGCCAGCGACGCUGCAGCUCAACGUCUGGGGCAUGAACCCGGACGGCUCGCCCGACCAGGGGUUCGUGUUUGGCGACAUUGACAACGACUUUGUGCUGGACCGGCUGCCUCCCUCGAGCCUCGUCGAGAGCGUCAUCAACAUCACCUCGGGUCCUGCGUUCCCGGGGCUCGCGUACAAGCUGCGGAUCAACGAUGGCAACUACAAAUACGAGCUCGUGCCGCAAGGCAGCGCCUGGCAGCAGCUCGCGCUGUACGCGGGCCUGUGGGUUGGCCCAAUACUCGGAGGCAUCAUGUCGGUGCUUCUGUUCAAGGGGCCCUUCUACAAGGUCAAGUUUGUCAAGAUGGGCCUGAGCGGCAACUCGACAGCCGUUGGCCGGUGGUGCAAGCGCGUGCUCAGGGUCUUGUUCCCCGAGAUUAUGGAGAAGCGCAUGGCCAAGACGCUGACGGUCACGCGCAGCCCGCAGAUGAGCCUCAUGUACCAGGUCAAUUCGUCCAUCGUGUCCACCCUUGCGCACUCGUCGUCCGGGCAGACCAUGGUCAACGUGCCCCGCCGCCGGACCGUGCUCAUCGCGACAAUGGAGUACAACAUUGACGACUGGGACAUCAAGAUCAAGAUUGGAGGCCUGGGCGUCAUGGCCGGGCUCAUGGGCAAGAGCCUCGAGCACCAGGACCUGGUGUGGGUGGUGCCCUGCGUCUCGGGCAUCGAGUACCCCAUCGACACAGUGGCCGAGCCCAUGACCGUCACCAUCCUCAACGACCAGUACGAGGUCAAGGUGCAGUACCACAAGCUGGGCAACAUUACUUUUGUGCUGCUCGACGCCCCCGUGUUCCGCAAGCAGACCAAGGCGGAGCCGUACCCGCCGCGCAUGGACGACCUCGAGAGCGCCGUCUACUACUCGGCCUGGAACCAGUGCAUCGCCGAGGCGGUGCGCCGGUUCGAUCCAGAUUGCUAUCAUUGCAAUGAUUAUCAUGGAGCGGCGGCGUUGCUCUACUUGCUGCCUCGAACGGUGCCCGCUUGCCUUUCGCUGCACAACGCCGAGUUCCAGGGCAUGUGGCCGAUGCGCACACCCAAAGAGUGUCAAGAGGUAUGCUCCGUGUUCAACCUCGACCGCGACGUUGUGGCCCGCUACAUCCAGUUCGGUUCCGUCUUUAAUCUGCUGCAUGCUGGCGCGAGCUACCUGCGCAUCCACCAGCGCGGCUUCGGCGCCGUGGGCGUCUCCAAGAAGUACGGCGACCGCUCCUUUGCACGGUACGCCAUCUUCUGGGGGCUCGACGGCGUAGGGCAGCUGCCCAACCCGGAUCCCACAGACACGGCCGACUGGGACAAGGAGGCCUUCAUGAACGACCGCAGCGUGGUCGUCGACGCCGCGUACGAGGCUGGCCGUGCGGACCUGAAGCGGCAGGCCCAGGAGUGGGCUGGCCUCAUAGUCAACCCCAAGGCGGACUUGUUCGUCUUUGUCGGCCGCUGGAGUCUGCAGAAGGGCGUCGACCUCAUCGCCGACAUCUUCCCUUCCAUCCUCGAGCAGUACCCGGAUACGCAGCUCAUCUGCAUCGGCCCGCUGAUCGACCUGUACGGCAAGUUUGCCGCGCUCAAGCUCUCCAAGCUCAUGGACAAGUACCCGGGCCGCGUCUACAGCAAGCCCGAGUUCACAGCCCUGCCGCCCUUCAUCUUCAGCGGCGCCGAGUUUGCCCUGAUCCCGUCCCGUGACGAGCCCUUUGGCCUCGUCGCCGUCGAGUUUGGCCGCAAGGGCGCCCUCGGCGUCGGCGCCCGCGUAGGAGGGCUCGGCCAGAUGCCCGGGUGGUGGUACACGAUCGAGUCGAUGAGCGCCUCGCACCUGCUGGCCCAGUUCAAGGAGGCCAUCGUGUCAGCCCUCGAGACCAAGCAGAAGACGCGCGCUAAGAUGCGCGCCUGGUCGGCCAAGCAGCGCUUCCCCGUCGCCCAGUGGCUCGAGGACCUCGAGAUCCUGCAGUCCACAGCCAUCGCGGUGCACGGUGGCAAGAUGAUCCCCGGGUCCUCGAGCACGUCAGCGACCACCUCGACCAGGAAGAGGCUGAUCAAGAAGAACCCCAAGCUCAGGAGGUCUGGGUCGAGCUCCAAUAGCGUUAGCACGCCGCCUCUGACGCCUCCUGGAAAUGAUGAUGGACACCACCCACAGGGCCAUCACUACGACAAUGAGGACACACGCACUGGUCGUCCGGAGACGGGGAAGCGGCGCAGGCUGUCCAAGGCCAAUCCCAACGACCCAGAGUCGAGGUCCCAGUCGAGGUGCUCCCAGCGUGCUCGGCUUCAGGAGGCCAGGAAAGAGAAGGCUCGAGCUGGUUCAGUCGGGUCCGACUCGCGACCAGGCAGCAAGCUCUUCACGAAGGACUUCAAUGCCGCCAGGGCUGCCGAGGCCCGCGCUCCUCCCCGCAUGCGUCGUGGCACCUUCAGCUCCUUUACGAGCUCUACCGACGGCGAACAGGUCACUGGGGGUCGGAGUCGUUCUAGACCACCAUCUAUGAACGCCGGCCACGGCUCGACUGUGACAUUCGCCGCUGCACCGCUAGGUGGCGCCGGCCCUCUUUCCCGUCCGGUGUCGAUCCUCAGUUUGAAAGACAUUGUGGGUCCCCGCACCGAUUUCGAGCUGCAGAACGUCUCCCCAUUCUUCACCGACUCGACCGGCGACUGCUACAACGCCUUUAGCCGCAAGCUCGACAGCCUGACGAGCCACAAUUCUUCCACGGACUUGUGCAUCGAAGACUACCUCAUCAAGUCCGAGAAGGAGUGGUUCACGCGCUACCGCAAUGCGCGUCUCGGACGCUUGCCCUCGGGCAUGUCUUCGACGAGCAGCACAGCCAGCAGGCCCGUGUCGCACGCACCCUCGUCCGCGACUACCGCCAUCAAGGUCAAGGAGCGCGAGUAUGACCCGCGCGAGUUUGGAAUUGGGGAGGACUACAAGCCGCCGAUCGGUCUGCAGAAGUGGUUGUCGUACCGCAUUGGUGACUGGCCGAUCUACAGCAUGUUUCUCGCACUUGGCCAGGUCAUCUCGUCCAACUCGUACCAGAUCACGCUGCUCACUGGCGAAAUCGGUCAGACGGCCGAGAAGCUUUACAUCAUUGCCAGCGUUUACUUUGGCUCGACCGUUGUCUGGUACAUCAUGGUGCGGCGCUGCCAGGCUCUCUACGCCCUGACCCUGCCCUUCUUCGUCUACGGGGCGGCGUUUGUCCUGCUCGGCUGCUCUCCCUUUGCCAGCAACGGCGACCAGCGGUGGUGGAUGCAGAACGGCGCCACGGCCCUGUACGCAACUGCCAGCUCGAGCGGUGCCAUCGCCUUUGCCUCCAACUUUGGCGACGAGGGCGGCUCCCCGCUGACCGUAUGGAUCUUCCGCGCCACCAUCAUCCAGGGCCUGCAGCAGCUCUACUCGCUCUGCCUGUGGUACUGGGGCAGCAUCAUCUCGUCCGCAUCGGCCGCGGGCCAGACGACAUCCACUUCGACCGCCGGUCUCGCCACGUCGCCUUACUUGCUCCUCGUGUGCGCCCCGGUCGCCGUGUUUCUCUGGGCCGUCGGGCUCAUCCUGUACCUCGGACUGCCCCAGUACUACCGCGAGGCGCCGGGGGCGGUGCCCAUGCUGUGGCGCAGCCUGCUCAAGCGCAAGACGAUUGCGUGGUUCUUCCUCGCGGUCUGCGUGCAGAACUACUUCCUGUCGGCUCCCUACGGACGCAACUGGACGUUCCUGUUCAACACCAACGCCCUCAACCAAGUCCCCGUCUGGAGCAUCAUCCUGCUCGCCCUGGGCUUCUUCGUGGUCGUCUGGUCGGGGAUCCUGCUGGGCCUGUCCCGCAUCACAAAGUCCCACCCGUGGCUGUUCCCCAUCUUUGCCAUCGGCCUGGGCGCGCCGCGCUGGGCCCAGGAGUUCUGGGGCGUCACGCCGAUCGGCCUGUAUCUCCCCUGGGUCCCCGCAGGGGGUGCCGUCGGGAGCGCGCUCGCAUCCCGUGCGCUGUGGCUGUGGCUGGGUGUCCUGGACGGCCUGCAGGGCGCUGGCAUUGGCAUGAUCCUCAUGCUCACCCUGACGAGGGUGCACGUCCUCGCUACGGUGAUCGCUGCACAGCUGCUCGGCACGGCGGCGACGAUUGCCGCGAGGGCGAUGGCCCCGAAUAACAUUGGUCCGGGGGAUGUGUUCCCGGACAUGACGAUGGGGUUCAUCGAGGGCGUCUUGUACAAGCCCUGGUUCUGGGGCACGCUCGGCGCGCAGCUUGCACUGUGUGUUGGAUAUUUGAAAUUCUUCAGAAAGGAGCAGGUGAAUAAGCCCUAGUACGGGUUCAAUGAAUGGAAGAAGGUGUUGUUGGGUGGAAGGGUUAAUAUGAGCAUGUGCCUGGUUGGAGGUGGUUGGAGGGCUGGGCGGCAUCAUUAGACAGCCGGAGUUGGGAGUUUUGCGGUUUUGUUCGUUUUAGACGGC